CUUUGAUUGAUUGUUUCUUUCGUAAUUAACUAAAUCUAAUUAGACUGAUGGUCAGAUUUUACUGGCCAACGAAAAGAUACUCAACAAAUUGGUGUAGAAAUAGUUUCAAGUGUAUUUCUACAAUUAGAGUUCUCGGAAUUGAAUCAACAUGUGAUGAUACCUGUGCUUCUGUGGUAACAAGUGACCAUAAAAUUUUGUCCGAUGUUCGUUUCUCACAAUUACAAUUACAUGUUUCAAGAGGAGGAAUUUUACCAAUUACCGCUCGAUCGAAACACUCGCUGGCCAUUAACGGUGUGGUCAAGGAAGCACUGGACAAGGCUGAUUGUUCAAUAAACGAUAUUGAUGCAGUGGCCAUUGCACAUAAACCUGGUCUCAUAUUGUCACUUCAAAUUGGCGUUGAUUAUGCUCAGCGAUUGUGCCUCAAGUAUAAUAAGCCACUAAUUGGAAUCCAUCAUAUGGAAGCUCAUUCACUUACCGCUCAUCUAAGUCAACCUGAUAUUGGUUUUCCAUUUUUAUCACUUCUAAUUAGUGGUGGACAUACAAUGUUAGUUCUGGUCAAGAGUAUUAAUCAAUUCUAUCUUCUAUCUGAGUCCAAUAAUUCACCGGUAGGUGAAUUUCUAGAUAAAAAAGCUCGAUUGUUGAAAAUUCGUAACCUAGGUCCACCUUAUGAUUCAGUUUCUGGUGGUCAAGCCAUCGAAAUGUCCGCUGAAAAGGGUGACCCAUUGAGAUACACACGAACAUUGGGUAUAGGUAAAUGUGGACAUUUCGACUUCGAUAUACCGGGAUUACGAGGUUUCUGGGACAGUAAAUUGCGAACAAUACGAAAAAGUCAUCCCAAUCUUCCGGUUGAUUGUCCAUUACCAGAAAUUUCCGAUAUAACCGCUGGUAUUCAAAGAUCAAUUGUUAUCCAUCUUAAAAGCCGAAUCAACAGAAUAAUUAAAUAUCUAGAGGCAACUAAUUUGGUUAAUAUUGUUACACCAAGUAAUUAUCAAUCAUUACAAUUAGAUGAUAUUCCAAGGAAAAUUGAUUACAUUAAUCCAACACCAGUGAAACUUAAAUUGGUUGUCAGUGGUGGUGUUGGUUGUAAUAAUUACAUUGUUAACAAUUUGAAAAGUUAUUGUGAUCAAAUGGAUACAUUUUAUGAUGAGACAAAAAUAGAGGUAGUUGCCCCUUGCCCGAGGCAUCUUUGUACAGACAAUGGAGUUAUGAUUGCCUGGAAUGGUGUUUUAAAAUUAAUUGAUAACCAUAAUGAUGAUAAUAAUAAUAAUAAUAAUGGAGAUGAUGAUAUUAUUUUGUUAAGAGAAAAGGAAAUCAUGUCAUUGGAAGCAAUUUACGAAGCCAAACUUGGAGUGGACAUUAGACAAUUAAUUGAUACCUCGUGGAUUAACAUUGCAAGAUAAAAAUACAAUUAGUAAGAUGAAUAUAUAAAUGGCGAAGAGCAAUUCCAAUUAAUUAAUAUGUUUACAUCAUUAGUUUUGAUUGAAUUAUGAAGCCAAAUUAUCAUCAAUCUGUUUCCUAUUGAUUUUUUAAGUGUAAAUUUACACUCACUGAUUAAAAUUAACACACACACAUUUUAAAUCAGAGGUAAAAGUUAUUAAAAAUCACCCAAAGUUAAA
Panonychus citri (citrus red mite) is the source of this 1616-nucleotide messenger RNA. It is a transcript of the gene Tcs4, whose product is annotated as tRNA N6-adenosine threonylcarbamoyltransferase, mitochondrial-like. NCBI's taxonomy places the organism in Eukaryota, Metazoa, Arthropoda, Arachnida, Trombidiformes, Tetranychidae. The record is from RefSeq and is a predicted model, not a curated record. Bases 48 to 1400 code for a protein of 450 amino acids. The transcript has 4 exons. Gene Ontology annotation, cellular component: mitochondrion.